AUAACCUUUAGAAUCAGUGGGUUAAAGGGAGAGUAGCGGUAAUAGGCCGUAGGGAAGAGCGCCUGGAUAAAUCAGGGUUGGUUUGCUCACUCCAUUCCAGAAAACUACUGUUUUCUGUACUUCAGUCUAAAAAAAACCACACAACCCGAUGAUAAAUGAAGGACAAGGACUGAAAAGGCCACCGCUGACGCGCAGCAGUCGGCUUCGGUGUGUUCAGCGGGGCUUUACUGCCCGUCCCACGAAGUGCCUGUGUCGAAACCGCGACAUGGUUGAGAGACGCCUGCGGGGCGGGAGGGAAGCCUGGUGGUGCUCGAACAAUAACACCAGUCCUCCCACUCUGUGAUGGGGCUGGGGCGGGCUCAGGAGGGGCGUGGAGCUAUUUAGAGCCGAGCGGAGGAGGCCGGCGCUCUUCUUCACGCAGAUCCGGAGGCUGGGCUCAGGCUGUCGCGACGGGAAGCGGCGAGUUGUAUUUGCAGGAAAGGAGAGGACGAGGAGGCGGCGGCCAGUUUGCCUUCAGUCCUAGGCAGAGAGAAGGCAUGAAAGGCUGGAGCUGGCGCUGGCUGAGCAGGGCAAGGCGGCAGCGGGCCACCUGCGGCGAAGUGGCGGGGCGAGGGGCGAGCUGCCGGCGCGCCCCGCUGAGCCUGAGAGUAGACUCGGGUAGCUACUAUGGCCAGCCUUCGCAAAUAUCUCAAGGACCUUUACUUAAGAAGUAUAAAAUUGAGUUAAAAUACAGUACAUUUGUCUCUUUGGCUGAAGCAAGGAGUAAAAUAUCUUUUGCAGAACAACCAUACAGCACUUCACACACAACAGUGGAUUCUAAGGAGAUUAAAAAAUUCCAGCUCUUAGCACACAAGUGGUGGGAUGAGCAAGGAGAAUAUGCAGCCCUUCAUUCUAUGAAUGAUAUCAGAGUGCCCUUUAUUAGAGAUACAGUGUUGAAUAUAAGAAAUGACCACCAGCUGGGAAGCCCUCUGUCUGGUAUGAAGAUCCUAGAUGUUGGCUGUGGUGGUGGAUUAUUAACUGAGCCCCUAGGUAGAUUGGGAGCUUCAGUUACCGGCAUCGAUCCUCUGGAGGACAAUGUAAGAAUAGCAGAACAGCAUAAAUCAUAUGAUCCAAUCCUGGCCAAGAGAAUACAAUACAAAUCCUGUACACUAGAGGAUAUUGUGGAAGAGGCAUCAGAAACAUUUGAUGUUGUUGUAGCUUCCGAAGUAGUGGAACAUGUGGCUGAUGUGGAAAUGUUUAUCAGAUGCUGUGGUGAAGUGUUAAAACCUGAAGGCUCCCUAUUUAUUACUACAAUCAACAAAUCACAGUUGUCUUACUACUUGGGCAUUGUGGUUGCUGAGACAAUAUUGGGCAUUGUUCCAGCAGGCACCCAUGACUGGGAGAAAUUCAUUGCCCCUGAAGAGCUUGAGCGGCUCCUGGAAUCAAAUGGCUUUUUAGUAAAGACAGUGAAAGGCAUGUUGUAUAACCCCCUCUUCAGAUCCUGGAACUGGACUGGAAAUACUAGUAUUAACUAUGCACUCCAUGCUGUGAAAUCCAGUGUGCAAGAAGAAUUGGAGCCAAAGGAAGCACCCUUGAAGACUGAAGAUGCCUGAUAGCUAAUACAUGGUUGUUAAAGUAGCAGGAGAAAGCUGGAGGAACAUCUGCAUAAAUGGCUGUAAUACACCAAUGAAGAACAAGCAGCUUCGUGUUUACAGUGCUGGAGGUUAACAUGUGUCUGCCAGGCUCAGUCUGGUGGGAGAAGAAUUGUUCAUUCUCUACAGCAUCAGAUGUACAAAGCUCUCAAAGAUGAGUUAUACUGAAUAAGAAGUCAAUUGUAUACCUACAGAUUAGAUAUUCUGUGCAGGAAAAAGGCUGGCUAUUUUUUGAAAUGGUUCUUAAAAUGAAUACCUCUGGAAGUCUAAAGGACAAUUAAUCUUGAAAUGAGCUCUGGAGUUUAAAAUGCAACAUUUUGUAUUUGUAAUAUAGCUGAAGCUUUUAUUAUCCAAAUUCAGCAGCUUGUCUAUUUUUAAACUUAGACACGCACCCUCUCUGCUUGUUUCUUUCUUUCCUGGAAUUAACCUACAGUGUUGUGCAUACAUUCAGUGUGAGCACGUGUUGUAUGUGUUUGGGCAAAAUGUGCACAUGCAUUUCUCAUGCCGUUUUCCCCUCAGAUUUCUUUUGUCUAAGAAUUAGGUAUAUGUAAGUGGCCGUUGGUCCUGCUGCAUGUGUUUCAAUUUGUAUUUACACUUUAUGGAUGGGAAUUGCCUAGCAGAAUAUAAGUACUGAUAGACAACGUUGAAACCUUAUCUGGUGAAAAGGGGUUAAAGCCUUUCUGCUUUAACUUGUAGCUAUUUUGCUGGGGCAAACUAUGGUUGGCUAGCCAAUUAUUGAUCCAUUAGAACAUAAGAACAGCCCUGCUGGAUCAGGCCCAACAAUGCCCAUCUAGUCCAGCAUCCUGUUUCUCACAGUGGCACACCAGAUGCUGCUGGAAGCCACAGGCAGGAAUUGAGGGCGUGCCCUCUCUGCUGCCAUUACUCCCCUGCAACUGGUUCUCAGAGCCAUCCUGCCUUUUGAGACUGGAGGUGGCCCACAGCCCUCCGACUAGUAGCCAAAACAUAUGCUAGCACCUUGCUUUGCUUCAACUGUACAUGCACAGUAGCAGUAGUCUGGUUUUGAACUUGGUAUGGUAUCCAGAUUGCAGGUAAGGCUUUGCCCAGUAACAUGGAAAACUUCUCUACUGGACAAUGAUGCCAACUGAUUUAAAGAAAUUUGAGCUGGAAAAUGUUACAGUCCACCCCAACCCACCCCUGCUUUGUGUAUUAGUCUAGUUUGGACACACGCAGCUGCCUGUUGAAAUUAGCAGUAGCUGACUUCCUAGUAAUAACAAAAACAAUGCAACCUUUCUACAUACUUCUGUGGAAAAGAAUGAAGACUUAAAAUCGGCAUUGAGCAAGAUCCAUAGCAUCAUGCCACAAAUGCUUUUUCCUAAAAUAGCACUAACCAACCUUUUUAAAGAAUGAAAAAUAGUUCUCUUAAAUAUAACUAUACAUAUUUUAUGGGAUGAUGUGAUAGUGCUAUUGGUACCUAAUAAUCAGAGGGAUAGAAUGUUUAGCCCUAUGCAUGGCACAGGAGAAUAAAGACCAUCCCUAUCUUUUAAUAGCUUUCAGCACUUAACAAUAGAAGCCUGCAUGUCAAAAUUGUUUUCCAGGUUUAGAACAAGGAAGGGAUGAGUGAAGUCAGUAAACUUGAUGAAGGUUGCAAUCCUGUACACACUUGCCUACACACUAUUAAUCAAAUAAAUAACAAAUAUUAAACUCGAUGGAACUUACUUAUAUGAGGAGACAUGCAUAGCAUUGUGCUGUUCAUGACUGCAUUAUUUUCAUUUGAAUGAAGACUAGGAUUCUGUAUCACUUGAUAAUGCAGAUAUGUGUUGAGAAGAUCUUGUUUCAUGGCACAAGCUGUUCUCAUCUGUGGCAGCAUGGAACAAUGGUUUGUGACAUUUCUGUGGGAAAUGCAGACUAGGGUUGCAUUACUUUGCUGUUGCUGAAUUUCAGUAGUAUUUUAGACUUAUUUCAACUUUUAGACUUAUCUCAUCCAAGCUCCAGGAAAACAAUACUUAUACUAACAGCAGUGAGUGGAGGGGAAGAGGGUGGCUUACUCUAGUUGCCUUAGCAACUGGCACUUAAAGAGGAAACUGCUCUUCUACAUGCACGCUCUAGGACUAGUCACACAGUGCUAUACAUAAGAGGUAUCUGUAAACAUGUACAUGUAUUCACUUAAGAAGUGAACCGAGCAACUAUAUCGCUUGGAUUGGGUAUACUAUUGAACAUGUGUGAAUAACUGUGUGAAUAGCAAUCGUCACAUAAUAGUUGUGAAAUAGGCCCCAGAAGUCUGCCUGUGCUCAGGAAAAAGUGGAAGGGGUGGGUGGGGAGAGGCAUGCUAUCCUUCCAUGCUUUUGCUUACCUUAACUUGAGUAAACUGACUAGAAGUCUUCCGUCUGAAAAGCCGAGGUAGCUAACUCAUCUGCUUCAGACUAGAAAACGGAUAAUACAAUUACUUGAAGAGUCUGGGACGUAGAAUUUCCUUUGAUUAUGUUGAAGAUGUAAGUAAAAUCCAAUGUAAGUAAAAUCCAUCUCGCACAUUCAAUGGCUUCAAACAAAAUAUUUCCCCUUGGAAUCCAGUGUUGAAAGAGGGCAUUAAGGCCUUUAUCUUAAGUGCUAUGUCAGUUUCACUUAAGAAUAGUGAAGUGUGUGCUUUGGCGUGUAAAAAUGGUACUUCUCAUGCUAAGAAACUUUGCAUAAAUGUAUGCAUUUAUGUUUUAAAAUGUAGAACACCAUAGAUAACCAGUAAGAAUGACAAUAGAAGGAACAUAGAUUUCAAUAACAAUAGGUGAAACAAGAAGCUGGACUUCUAUUUCCCUUUUUUUUAUCCCAAACAUUUAGCAAUUCUGGUUGUGCUUUUUGAUCUUAUUGCUGUGUGAAUGUGCAGUUCCUUAUAAGGUCUUCUGGGAUGUACAACAUUGCCAAAUUAACUUGAAUCUAGCCCUCUUCUUUAAGGCAGGGCCAUCUAGCUAUCAGCUGCUUGAAUACAUAAAGCUACCAAAUUUAGGACAUCUUUAUCUCAGUCUGUAGUACCCUGUUAAUGGCUAUUCUAUGUGGUAACCUGUCAGUAUAGUUUAUUGAUUAGGUAAAGUUUUAACCACACAGUGCUAUAACCUGAUUCAGUUGCAUUGCUAAAAAGCAAAUUGUUACAAGAUUAGCACUGAACACAAGCUUGUCUGAAAAGCAGAUUAUAUAAAACGUUCAGGUAUGUUCUAAGCUUACAGGUUAAUUAAGUUACAAUGAUAUUACAAUCUUAACUUUGUAUUAAAAUAGUUUUAUAAAAAAUAUAUAAAUUAUGUAUGUGGUGUCUAUUGAUUUGUUUGUUCUUUUGACUGCAUAACAAAGUUCCCAUAACUAUGA
Molecule: messenger RNA, 4940 nt
Organism: Hemicordylus capensis (graceful crag lizard)
Lineage: Eukaryota; Metazoa; Chordata; Lepidosauria; Squamata; Cordylidae
Gene: COQ3
Product: coenzyme Q3, methyltransferase
Exons: 7
Coding region: 537-1592 (351 amino acids)
Biological process (GO): ubiquinone biosynthetic process
Molecular function (GO): 2-methoxy-6-polyprenyl-1,4-benzoquinol methyltransferase activity
Source: RefSeq, a predicted model, not a curated record